AUGAGGAUACGAUCAUGCAUAUCACAACGAAGAAUACUGCUGAUCUUGCUUAGUUUCUGUGUCCUACUUUCGUCCCAAAGAAGUUGUCUUUCCCUGGUCAAAGCCGUCGAAAUAGAUUCGAAACAUGUCGAACCGAAAGAGAACAAUGACGACAACGACACGACAACCACCACCUCUUCUCUUCGAAGUCGUCCAACACCAUCAUCCACGCUAAAAGAGGAAAUUCCGACGAAACGACAAAUAGCUGCCGGAGGUAUUUUACGAAAGGCUUUCCUACGAGGUUUGAAUGGUGGCAUUUCCGGACUCAUCGCUGGUUGCAUCCAAGUCAUUACGUUGAUGUGGCUGCGGACUGUCAUUAAUUAUCAAUGUCGGUAUGGAACUACCUUUCGCCAUGCCAUUGAUCUCUUGUAUCGAGAAGGUGGUGUCGGUCGACUCUACGAAGGCGUCGGAUUUGCAUUGAUUCAAGCCCCCAUGUCCAAAUUCUUUGCCACGGCGGCCAACGAUGGCAUGCAAGCGAUAUUGGCGUGUUUUGAUAUUAGUAGAUCUUGGGGGAUUGGAACUCAAACCUUUUUGGCGUCCAUCGUGGUGGGAUGUUUUCGGAUGGUGCUCAUGCCAAUUGAUACAUGCAAAGUGGUCUUGCAAGUGGAUGGGAAACAAGGAUUUCGGGGAUUGCUGCUGCGAGUAAAGGCGGGAAACUUUGGUGUCUUGUAUCAGGGAGCCAUUAUUAAUUCGAUUUCUUCUGCAAUGAGUAACUUUCCAUGGUUCUUUAUCUACAAUCUGCUUUCCAAAAACCAGGUUGUCAUGAGCCUCGUCCAAUCGCCUCUGGUUCGCAACGGGUUGGUGGGAUUUUGCGCGAGCCUUGUCAGUGACACCAUUGUCAACCCUUUACGAGUCAUCAAGACAACCAAGCAAUCCAUGGGAUCCAAACAUGAAGGAAUUACGUAUGGGGAUACUGUUCGAAUGAUAUUUACAGCAGAUGGAUGGAAAGGAUUUUUUAUUAGAGGCUUAAGGACCCGCAUGAUUGCCAAUGCCAUUCAAUCCGCCUUGUUUACCAUCAUAUGGCGAAAGCUUGCCGACGAAUGGGGGAACCGUGCCGAAAAUGUAGAACAAUCCUCAACGAUAGGAGCAAAGUAA
This is a messenger RNA of Cylindrotheca closterium, 1134 nucleotides long. Lineage: Eukaryota; Bacillariophyta; Bacillariophyceae; Bacillariales; Bacillariaceae. The record is from the annotation of a GenBank genome assembly.